AUGUCUUUGGCGGGAUAUUUGGCUGAGAGGUAUGGGAAUCAGGUGAAAGAUAAAAAGAAGAAGGAGAAGAAAAAGGAGAAGAAGGCGAAGAGAGGUCGUGAUGGUGGUGGUGAUGAUGACAAUGGUGCGCAUGCUCUUGUUCCUGCUGGUUUCGAACUGGCCGAGGAAGACGACGAAGAAGCCAGCGUUUCAGUCUCAAAUAAAGUCCUAUCAGCUACAAAAGGCUGGAAGCGAGUUGGCGACGAUGCUAUUGUCGAAAGGGAAGUUGAGUCAGUUUCUGUGGAACCCAUAAACGAGCACCAGACGGUAUACCGUGAUUCUUCCGGAAAAAUCAUCCAAGACUACGCCCAGGAACUACAGCGACGGGCCAUUGAGCAGAAUGAACAAGAACUUGCGAAAAAAUCCGCUGUCAAACGCGAAAAUGCUGGUUUAGUUCAACAAAUCGAGGCCAGCCAGCAGCGUUCCAAGCUGGAGUCUUUGAAGGACCAGCCGUUGCACGUGACUGCUGAAGACUCGGGUCUCAAUGCGGAACAGCGACAAGAGAUUCACCGGGCUGAUCCAGCAUUGAUGUUUGAUAAGAGCACGAGUGAGCGUUUUGGUAGUGGUUCGAGGACUGUCUCGCGAACUGGAAGGAAGCUUUAUUCCGGGAGCUUUGCAGAAAAUCGGUUUGGAAUACGGCCCGGGUAUAGGUGGGACGGUGUUGAUCGGUCCACUGGGUUUGAAAAAUUAUGGUUUGAGGCACAGGCGGUAGAGAGAGAGAGGCGGGUACUAGAGUAUACCAUGCAGGAGGAAUAUUGA
Molecule: messenger RNA, 798 nt
Organism: Kuraishia capsulata CBS 1993
Lineage: Eukaryota; Fungi; Ascomycota; Pichiomycetes; Pichiales; Pichiaceae
Exons: 1
Coding region: 1-798 (265 amino acids)
Biological process (GO): mRNA splicing, via spliceosome
Cellular component (GO): U2-type spliceosomal complex; RES complex
Molecular function (GO): RNA binding
Source: RefSeq, a predicted model, not a curated record